Messenger RNA from Bactrocera neohumeralis, 6940 nucleotides. RefSeq lists its product as uncharacterized. Bases 765 to 1724 code for a protein of 319 amino acids. The record is from RefSeq and is a predicted model, not a curated record. NCBI's taxonomy places the organism in Eukaryota, Metazoa, Arthropoda, Insecta, Diptera, Tephritidae. The transcript is spliced from 4 exons. Gene Ontology annotation, molecular function: calmodulin binding.
GCGGUGCGUGUGCUGAGCAGACGUUGGCAGUGUCAGUACACGGUUGUUUCGGAAGGAAUCGAAAACUUACUUCUGCUUUGGUGUUUUUAGCGCGUUGGCCGCGUUUGGUAGGCGUAUUUUGUGUGUGUCGCUGGUGGAGUUUUCGAAUUUCGAAAAUUUGAACGUAGUAAUUGUACAGCAACGAAACGGUUUCAGGCGAAAUAACGGUUGUGCAGCAGCAAAAGUUUUUAUCUCCAAUUGUGUGAAAUAAAGUCGGGCUAUUUUUCACAAAAACACUUAAAUAUACCUAAAAAACUGAAAAACCAACUAAAAUUACUCCCACCUCUCUGCAAGUAAAUUAAUAAAGUUUGCCGCAAAAAAGCGAAAAAUAACAAAAUACAAUUUUGAUAAUGCAAAAAUAUUGAAACAGUGACGGAAGUUCAAAAUUAAAACCACAAACACACACAUCCUCUGGGCGCAGCGCAGCUAAGCGCGCAACACCGCAGUUAUAACCGCAGCAUAGCGUUGUAAACAAAAAUUCACAGCAAAAACAACAACAAAAAUUCAAAACAAAAACAACAACAAAAAAUAAAACAACAACGACUACAAAAACCAACAACCACCAAAAUUACAACAACAAAGACUAACACAACAACAAUACAGUUACUACAGCGCUUCUACGAACGACCGCAACCAACGCUUCCCGGCAGCCAUACAACAACACUAGCAAUAGAAAGCACGAAAAACGAGAAACAUUAAGUGAAAUCCCAAAAGGCGCACGCGAAAUGGGCUGCAACACCAGUCAAGAGCUGAAGACAAAAGACGGCAACGCUGGCAGCGCUAAUGGCGAGGGUGAGCUCGUCGCCGAGGCCACCAACGCCGCCAACACCGCCAACACCGCAACCAGCAAUGGCAAUGUUGGCGGCGCUGUGAGUGUCGGCGAACAGAAUGGCAAUUUGGCGGAGCAACAGAAAGCGGUUGGUGGUGGCAGCGCUGGCAGUCAGACCAGAAAGACAGCAUCCGCAGCUUCUGCCGUGUCAGCCACGUCCGCAGCAUCGGCAGGUUCGGCGGCCACGGCGACGUCAAACAAUCUCACAAAUCACUCGAAAUCAAAUUCAAUUAUAAGUAACGGUGAUGCUAACAAGCGCAGCGCCUCACGCGACGAGGGUGACGGUGGCAUACUCGAGAAGGCGUUGGCGGCUGUGAAACAGCAAUGCGAUAAAGCGGAAAUAACCGAGUUCAACGAUAUGAGCGAAUUGGGUGAAUUGGGAGAAUUGGGCGAAGACGAAGCCAAAGCCGCCACUAAAAUCCAAGCCGUUUUUCGAGGACACAAAGUAAGAAACACCAUGAAGAAGAGCGAAACUAAAUCCACCCCCACCGCUAGCGCCAACGCUGCGUCUGCUAACAAAAUUGAUCAUAGCAAAACCGUUGCUGCGUCGGCGGCAGCUGCAGCCGCAGCCGCAGCGGCGGAGCCAACCAAAGCUGAAUUAGAGGCUGAAUUCGAUCCCAAUGACAAAGAACUGUGUGACGCAGCUGCGAAAAUCCAGGCCGCCUUCCGUGGCCAUAUGACACGCAAAGUUGUGACCAAAGACACGCCCGACGAUAUCGACAUACAGGAGAUCACCAAGAAGGUAGCCGAAGAGCUGGAUAUCGAUCUAAGCGAUCCGGAAUUGAAUAAGGCAGCCACCAAAAUUCAAGCCUCAUUCAGAGGCCACAAAAUUCGCAAGGAAAUAGGAACCGAAUAAGAGAAUCUUGUGCCCAUAUUUUCCUCAUUAAACAACCAAAAAAACAAACAAUGUUGCAACAGAAAAAUUAAUUAAAGAAAAGCAUAAAGCAGUAAUACUAAAAUAUGGAAAAGAAUAAUUGCUAAAAAUGUUAAGUAAAUACAAUUUGAAUUAUAUAAAAAAAAAAACAUAAAUUAAUUAAAAAAAGCAUAAAGACACAUAGAUAAUGAUAAACAAAAAUAUCAAGCCAUUUGUGAAGGCAAUUAUUUGGGAGAUUCAAAGCAUAUGCAACAAGGUUGCCAUACACCGACAAUUGCAUACACUGAGCGAAAAACACACAAGCUUUUCAACUGCUGAAGGACAAAGCAUAAAUAAAUAUAAAUUGUUGAGAAAAUUUUAAUAGCAAAUGAUAAAUGUUGAACAAAUAUUAACACAAAAUAAAAAUCAAACUAAGAAAACAAAACUAAUAUUGACACUUUAUAAGGGUUCAAACCAAUGUGCGCAGUGUUGCAUUUUCGCUAAAUUAAUUCAAUAUGAAAAACAAUUAUUAAAAAUUAAAUUGCAAACAUUUUAAACUUGAUAAAUAAUUUUGGUCUCAGAAAUAUUAUCUCGACAGACCAUUUUUGGUCUCAACAAAAACCUUUCUGGCCUCAGCAGAAAUAUUUUUGGCGCAUUUUUCUUUGGUCGCAUAUUUUUUUCACAGCACUGUUCAGCGGCAUAGGGGUUUCACAACACAUUCUUUGAGCUUUAUGAUAAGUAACUGAAAUAAAUAUAUAUUUUUUAAUUUACAAAAAGUAGUAAUUAAAAUAAUAAGAUAUAUAUUAAAUAUUAUAGUCUAUGUAUUUUAGCUGGUUUUGCGAUUUUAAAGACUGCAUAAUCGCACCAGCAGAAAACAAAAGCUUUGCCAAAUUAUGUAGUUGUUGACAUUAUGUAGAGCUCGCUAUAAGUUUUACUUACUAUUUUGCAGAUAAAAAACACGAAAUUUCGAAAUUUGUUAAAAAAAAUUUAAAGGCAGAACAAAAACAAAAUUUCGAAAUUCUUUGAAAAAAGUUUUAAGAGCAGAUAAACCAAAAUUUCGAAUUAAAAACAAAUUUGAGAACUGAACAAAACCGAAAUUUCGAAAUUAAAAAAAAAAUAGUCACUCUAAUAACAACUAAAAUUUCGAAAUUUCUAAAAAAUUAUUGAGAGCGUGUUGCUAAAUUGAUUUUUAAAAAAAUUUCGAAUUAGAACAAAUUUUGAAAACAAAAAAAAAUUCGAAAUUUAUAAAAAGAAACUUCGAAUUAAAACAAAUUUUGAAAACAACACAAAAAAAAAUUCGAUUUAAAAAAAAUAUUGAGUGCGUGUUCCAACGAAAAUUUCGAAAUUUAUUUUUAAAACAUUUUGAGAACAGAACGAAACCAAUAUUUCGAAAUUAAAAAAAAAAUUUGGAGAGCGUAUUGCUAACCAAAGUUUCGAAAUUUAUUUAAAAAAAUUUUGAAACAGAACAAAACCAAAAUUUUGGAAUUUUUUUUAAAUUUUUUGAGAGCGCGUUGCUAACCAAAGUUUCGAAAUUUAUUUAAAAAAAUUUCGAAUUAAAACAAAUUUUGAAAACAACAAAAAAAAAAUUUCGAAAUUUAAAAAAAAAAUUUUGAGAGCGUGUUGAGAGCAGAAAACCUCCAAAUUUCAAAAUAAAAAAAAUUUAAAAAGAACAAAACCAAACUAUGAAAUUUUUUAAACAAAAUUUUUAGGGUGAGGUGUUAACCAAAAUUUCCGAAAUUAAAAAAAAAACUUUGAGAGCGUGUUUUUAGACUGUUCUAUUUAGUUUCUAAAAUAUCUGAGGUAUUGUUUGAUAUUGGUCACCUGUUGCGGAAGUUUUCAAGCAGUUUUUGAUCUUUUUUGGAGAAAUGUUCGAGGCACAUUUGGUACUCAAGUUCUCAAGAAGUUUUUAACCUUUUUUGAAGAAAUUUUUGUGGCACAUUUUGUACUCAAGAAUAAUAAAAAUUUUUAAACUUUUUUUGGGACAUUAUUGAGUCACAUUUUAUAUUCAAAUCCUCAAGAAGUUUUUGAUCCUUUUUGGAGAAAUUUUCAAGGCACAUUUCGCGCUCAAGAACUCAAAAAGUCCUUUUUUAAGGAUAAUAUCUAGUCAUAUUUGGUACUCAAGUCCUCAAGAAUUUGUUAACCUUUUUUGGAGAAAUUUUUAUGGCACAUUUGGUGCUCAAGUCCUCAAGAAUUUGUUACCCUUUUUUGGAGAAAUUUUUAUGGCACAUUUGGUGCUCAAGUUCUCAGAGACUUUUUAAUCUUUUUUGGAGAAAUUUUCGGUGUCCUCAAGUCCUCAAAUCAAGUUUUUUUUUGUUGGGAAGCGUUCAAAAACGAAACAAAAAUCUUAAAAAUAACGGUUUUUAUGAAGUAUUCUUCUUCUUUAUUACCGUAGACACAGCUAACGCGGUUAUAUGAAGUCUAGACCACAUAAUAUUAAUGUUAAAGUCUCGAAUACAAUUUUUACUACAAAUUAUUGCACCGUCUGGUAUUUUAUAUUUUCAAAAACAGGAUUUUUGAGUCAAUGGUUGAUUAUUAUUUUUUGAUAUAAAACUUUUUUAGCUAAACAUUCAGAUUUUUAACACAAGCAAUACGCUCUCUUCAAGCGCUUUCUUUUAUGCUGCUCUCUUUUUAGAAUAACCGUUAUUCGUUCAAUAUUAUUAAUAACAGUAAUUAAAAGGAAAAGUGGAAAAAAAUAUAUUUCGAACUGCUGCGAAUAUUCAAACCUAAUUUCACACACACAAAUAUGUGAAAUGCAUAACACAACAACAAAUACCAAUGAGUAAUUAAUAUUCAUAAAGUAAGUAAACAAUGUUUAACAGCGUAACUACAACAACAACAAACAACUAUUGGAUUACAAACCAAACACAGAAUGUGCAUACGAACAAAAAAGCGGAGCGCAUGACCUUGUAUGUAUGUAUGUAAGCCAGAGAGGGAAAUAAAAUAAAUAGAAAAUUAAAUAAAAACUAUAAAAAAAAUAAUUGAGCGAUAAAUUUAACUAAAAACCAUGGCACGGCCCACAUACUAUUUCACAAGCAAGUUUUGGAAAAAAAAUUUCACAAAAAAGUUUUCGAACUAAAAAUUCACAAAAAAGUUUUCGAACUAAAAAUGCAUAAACAAUAUUAAUAUUUAUUUACAUUUUAAUUGAUAGCUACACACACAGACACACACAUGCAUGCAUUUCCGGUGCGAGUUUCGCUAAAAUCUCGAGUGGGUGCUUAACGGUAAACUUGAAGCGGAGACAAUAUUUAUAUGUACACGUGUAUAUAUAGUAUAUCGACACAUAAAAUGCAAAAUAACGUAACAUCACUUUUAAUAAGUCUACAGGCGAAGGAAAAUGAUAUAAUAGAAACUUACUCACAUUCAAACAAAAUUUUAGUUUUGGUUAUAAAAUGGUUAUAUAUUGGUUAUCAUACACUCAUAAAAUGGUUAUAUAUUGGUUAUCAUACACUCAUAAAAUGGUUAUAUAUUGGUUAUCAUACACUCAUAAAAUGGUUAUAUAUUGGUUAUCAUACACUCAUAUUGAAACAAAAUUUGAGUUUUGGUUAUAAAAUGGUUAUAUAUUGGUUAUCAAACACUCAUAAAAUGGUUAUAUAUUGGUUAUCAUACACUCAUAUUGAAACAAAAUUUUAGUUUUGGUUAUAAAAUGGUUAUAUAUUGGUUAUCAUACACUCAUAAAAUGGUUACAUAUUGGUUAUCAUACACUCAUAAAAUGGUUACAUAUUGGUUAUCAUACACUCAUAAAAUGGUUACAUAUUGGUUAUCAUACACUCAUAAAAUGGUUAUAUAUUGGUUAUAUUGGAAACAAAAUUUGAUAUUGGUUAUAAAAUGGUUAUAUAUUGGUUAUCAAACACUCAUAAAAUGGUUAUAUAUUGGUUAUCAUACACUCAUAAAAUGGUUAUAUAUUGGUUAUUAUUCAAACAAAAUUUGAGUUUUGGUUAUAAAAUGCUUAUAUAUUGGUUAUCAUACACUCUUCAAAUAGUUAUAUAUUGGUUAUCAUUCACUCAUAUUGAAACAAAAUUUUAGUUUUGGUUAUAAAAUGGUUAUAUAUUGGUUAUCAUACACUCAUAAAAUGCUUAUAUAUUGGUUAUCAUACACUCAUAUUGAAACAAAAUUUUAGUUUUGCUUAUAAAAUGGUUAAACAUUCAUAUUCAAAAGAGACUUGAGUUUUGGUUAUAAAACGGUUAUAUAUUGGUUAUUAUACCUGAGAAUGAUUUUCGACUUUUUGUUUUUUUGGAUGAAACGCUGUUUUGCAUUCCAAACAAAAUUUGAGUUUUGGUUAUAAAAUGGUUAUAUAUUGGUUAUUAUAACUGAUAGCGAUAUACAAUCUUUUUUUAUUGAUACACUGUUUUGUAUUUUAGUUGACGAUAUGUAGAUAUAUGUAUGUAAAAUGUAACUAUGUAUUUGUAUUUGUUGUUGUUGCCAGCUAAAAAGCGUGAAACUUUGAUUGCCGAGCAAAUAAUCAGCGUAAAUAUUGCCGCGUCAAUUACCGUUAUAACUAUUUGCAUUAGCACACCAAUUUGAGAGUUACCUAUAAAAACACACACACAAUUUAUACACACACACACACAUACAUACACAAGCAAACCACAAAUGCAGCUAAAUAAUUCAUUAAACCGUUGGCGUGAGCAAUUAACGGCAUCUUAUUUACUUUACGCAAACUCAAUUUAUCAUUAUUUAAAUACAAAUGUAAUUAGCUCUAUUUCUAGCAAUUAAUUCUAUUCAAUAUUUUACACUAAUUAACUGAUACAAAUGUUUAAUUAAGCACCGUUAUUCGGUGGAAAAGUUUUUGAAAACUUGAAAUUCAAUGCCGCAAUGUAUUUUACUAUAAUAAUAACAACAACAACAAUGUAAGAACAUAUUAAAAAAUACAAAAAAAUCUUCGCAACAUCACCAAACAAUACAACAACAACAACAAGAACACAUUAAAAAAAUUUCUACACGCUGCUGCUUCUUUGGUGGCGUCUCCACAGGGCCUCUCUUUACAAACUACUAAACAGUAUUGCAAUUGUGAAAAACCAAAAAACACAAACAACAAAAACAAAUUAACACAAAUUUGAACAAAAUUAAAAAGUAAAAUAACAAAAAACACAUAGCAAUUGAUAUUGUAAUGCCGCAAAUUGUGUGGAAACUAAAUUUGUGCAAAUAAAUAAAAUUGAAAUAAAAUCUUAACAGCAUUAAUUUAGUGAAAGUAAAGUAAUAAAAGACAAAAACUACAACAA